AUGGUUGUGGAGUACAUAGCGCAUGGCGUCAGUAUGAAUGUUCGAGUUCGACAUUCACCACAGGGUGCAACCUUCACAUCUCAAGACGCACUGCCAACCCUCAGCUCCCCAUCCAGGAUCCUUCGCCCUGAUCGCUUUGCUGUGAAAGAGGCAAAUGAGUUUGUGCUGCCAAUUGCUGGAGAUCAUGAACGACAUGACUUCUAUGCAUUUGCAGUUGAGGAAGCUGUGCGACAACUCCAGCAAGACAACCUCACGCUCCUCAAUCUCACGCUCCUGGAUUGCAGCAGCAAUGCUGGUAUGCCAGGCUUUUGGGCCGCAAAUCUUGGAAUCAAGUCUUUGGUCAUGCCUCGCUGGGAUCACAUUGCUGGUGUCUUGCGGCAAAUCGCCGAGGAGAGCGUCAUUCCCAGAAAUCAUACUGCCGAGGUUCUAGCUGGUGAUCCUCGCGAAAUGUUCGACAUCCUUCUCCCUGAGAACAAACGCGCAAACAUUGUGGUCAUGGACCCUCCAGGUACCCCCCCUACAUGGCUUGAGCCCCUUUGCACUCCUGCCAUCCAUCCGCAAGGAGCUGCUUGA
Molecule: messenger RNA, 573 nt
Organism: Durusdinium trenchii
Lineage: Eukaryota; Dinophyceae; Suessiales; Symbiodiniaceae
Source: the annotation of a GenBank genome assembly